Messenger RNA from Anopheles aquasalis, 1315 nucleotides. Its product is annotated as inactive hydroxysteroid dehydrogenase-like protein 1. Lineage: Eukaryota; Metazoa; Arthropoda; Insecta; Diptera; Culicidae. Gene Ontology annotation, cellular component: endoplasmic reticulum. Gene Ontology annotation, molecular function: oxidoreductase activity. The record is from RefSeq and is a predicted model, not a curated record.
UCAAAGCAGGCGCUCGCGGCGCGCGAGAACAACGAUGAUUGUGACGCUGUUAACUGUUAUCGGUGCGUUGAGUGUAGUGAGCUGGCUGUACGAGAACCUACGCAAUCCGGUGGUGCUGCUAAUCCACAAGUUCAAAGUGACUCGCCAGGAUAGUUUGGUGCAAAAGUAUGGAGAGUGGGCAGUUAUCACGGGUGGCUCGGAUGGAAUCGGUAAAGCUUAUGCGCACUACUUGGCCCAGAAAGGUAUGAAGGUACUUCUGGUAGCACGGAAUGCGACGAAACUCUCGAACGUGGCUAAGGAAAUCACCGAAAAGUAUGGCACGGAGUGCCGAUUUGCUGUAGCCGAUUUCUCGAAGGGAGAACAGAUUUUCCCCCAACUGGAGAAGGAACUGGCCCCAUUCGAUAUAGGCAUUCUCGUUAAUAAUGUUGGAGUUAUAAACGAAAAGCCGAUCUUGUUGGAGAGGAUGGAAAAGUCGCUGCUUUGGAAUCUUAUCAAUAUUAAUGUUGGAGCCGCAACGUUACUCUGCAAUAUUGUGAUCCCCAAAAUGAAACGAAACCGACGGGGCCUUAUCGUUAACAUUUCAUCCAUGGCGGCACUAGCCCCCACACCUUAUCUAAACGUGUACGCUGCAACGAAGGCUUACAUGACCAGCUUUUCCCAUGCACUGGGCGAGGAACUGAAGCCGCACGGCAUCGAAUGCCAAACAGUGUCACCAGGGUUCGUUCAUACCAGCAUGACGGAGUAUCUGGCACCCGCCGAGGGGUCUCAGGCUCCCCUUUCACGCCGGUUGUUGAAAGUUAAUGAUUUCAUAAGAUACGCGGGCUACACGCUUGGCAAGGUUAGCACGACAUGCGGUCACUGGUCCCACGGAAUACAGGUUGGCAUUUUGAAAAUGUUGCCCGAAACAUUGAGAUUGCGAAUUUUUACCAGAAUGUAUACCGAGUUACUUAGCGAAUUUUCGAGCCACUAAUGAGAUAAGUAACCGUUCUUCAAAACCUUCCAAAGAGAAUCACUGCGAGUUGUUAGAAAAAGUCAUGUAAAUAGAGCAAUCCAACAUAAAUCAGUGCGUAUUUCACAUUCUCUUGCUUUGAGAUUAAAUUUUCUUUAUUUUGAGUUUAUCUUUUCGUUCUUUUUCGUCAUCUGAGCAACAUAUGAAAGAAGGAAAAGUGUAUCGCAGAUUGAUUUGUACGCUGCUAAAUAUUAUUGGUGCGUUCAAUUUAGCGUGCUGGUUAACCCGUUGUUGCUACUAAUCCACCUGUUCAAAAGUAUUAGUGAGCCCCUACUGGGUCAAUGAAAAACGUUUUGGUUUUGUGCG